AUGGACGUUGUAGAGGAGCAGUUCCGGAAGGACGCGCUUGGAGAAGGCAGGCAUCAGGAUAAAGAACGCGUCAGGAAGGCGGCUUACCUGCAGGAGCAGGAGGACAGGGCGGUACGUGCGCUUGCAGCUGCCAAGGUCCGCGAGCUCUCCGACGACGACGAAGCGCAGCGCUGCGACGGCCAGCAGGUCCACGCGAGCCUCGACACCAGCCCAGAGGUCCAGCGCCGUGUCGCCGACGAAGCAGCGGCCGCCGUCGCCACCCUGUCAGACGGGGAACUCCUCACGUCCGCUGCGGGCUUGCUGCAAGUCCAGCUCGGGCCAACUCCGUGGCGCACGGUCCGCCUCCGUCUCACGUUCCCCCCCGGCUACCCGGUGAGCCCGGGCAGCUGCCUGGCGGUGGACCUGGCGUCCGCGGAGGGCUGCGUGCACCCAGCGCCGCUGGCGCGGUUGCGGGAGGCGGUGGCGAGGGACUGCCGCGGCCGUCCGCCGGGGGAGCAGGCCGUGCCGGCGAUCGCGCUCGUCCGCAAGUUCGUCGAGAAGAACACGCUGCUACCGGCCUUUGAAGACAUCGAUGCAAUCAAGAAGUUGUUGAGGGAGAAGGGCGUCGGGGAGGUCGUCGAGACCUCGGACCGGAAGGGAACGGUGCGAAUACGCUUCGCGUCCGGGCGGUACUCGGCCCACCUCGUGUGCCGCGUCGGCGAGCGCUACCCCGAGGGCGCGCCGAGCCUGGAGUUCACUAAUGACGGCAACUUUCCCGCGGGCCUCGCCGACGCCGCGAUCGUCGCGGCGCGGGAGCAGGCGAAGCGGCUCGCGGAGCCGCCCUCGGCCGCCGCCGGGGGGCCGCUGCUGGCGGCGCGCGAGGGCGCGGGCACAGGCAACAAGGAGCGCUCGAGACACGCGCGACAACAAACCUUCCACAGCGCGCAGACCGCGAACAAGCUCGCGGAGACCGCCGCGGAAGCGGCGGCGCGCCUCGAAGCUGAACGCAAGCGGAAGAUCGCGGAAUUCAAGCCAGCGCGGAGCCUAUUCCCGGCAGUACACCGCCUGGUCGAAUGCUUCGUCGAACCGCUCGCGAAAGGUUGCUGCGAGAUCUGCGGAAAGCGGCUGCUCCCGGAGGACCCCGCGAAGGCCAAGGCGGCGCGCGCGGAGCGGCUGAUGUGCGGGCACCACUUCCACUUUGGCUGCCUCGAGAAGUACGUCUCUGAGCCUCCGUUCGACAAGGGGUGCAAGGUGUGCGGGGAGCAGGUGGUGCACGCGAGGCUGACGACGAACAAAAAGGUGCUCGAGGAGCGCUGGGCCGCGAAGAAGAUGCGGGAGCGAGAGAUCUCCGACGUCAUGGACAUGUUCUAG
Pedinophyceae sp. YPF-701 is the source of this 1350-nucleotide messenger RNA. The record is from the annotation of a GenBank genome assembly. Lineage: Eukaryota; Viridiplantae; Chlorophyta; Pedinophyceae.